GUAAAACAUGAUUAUAUAUUGGAUCCAUGAUCCUAUAUUGUAUAUACGUAAUAUUUUUAAAUUUAAAAAAUGGAGAAUAUUGUUAUUUAUUGGCAUUUGUGCUCUUGUUUUAAGAAUAGAUAUCAUUAUACAAAGUUUAUAUCCUUCUGUAACACAAUUGACGGAACAACAUAAGUGUCCAGUAUGUUACGGGGUUUCUGCGUGUCAUAAUAUUCAUCAAAUAAAUCUCUUAUGGCACGAUCUUAAUACAAUAGUUUCUCACUUAAUUGAUGUUAAAAAUGUGUUCUUUGCAACAUAUAAUCAAAGCAAGGUGGUGCUGAAAAAAUUGGCACAAUCUUCUGAAUUAAAAGCAUUUGACAUUGCAUUGUGUCAAAAACUCCAUUUGGAAUAUCCUUGUAUGAAUGUUCUAUUGGAUAAGUAUAUAGGAGAUUUUGAUAAUCAUAUCAAAGAAACAAUUACCUCCAAUUUUUCUAAAGACGACUCUAGUCGUUUGAGACUUUGUCCAACAAUACAACAUUUGGAUGAUUUAUUUUAUAACGUUUAUCUUAACAAUAAACAUAUUGAUCCUACACAACAUUUAAUUAAUCUCUGGACAAUGGUUUCUUUAAACCCAGAGCCAUUAAUCCUUCAGAUAUUGACCGCAGAAAAUGGAUGGCCAGUGCCAAAAUAUUUUGGAGCAUGUGGCCGAAUUAUUAUCGAAGAAUAUAUUGGUCCACCACUUUCAGAUUAUUAUGAUAAAUCUUGGAUUCAGAGAGCAAAAAUAACAUCGAGUCUUUUAAAUGCCGCUCACAUGUUCACCUUUAAAAAUGAAAAAUUUGGUUUUUAUUUAACAGAUGUAUCAGCCGAUAAUAUUGCUGUUGAUUAUAAAAAUAUAGCAAAAUUUAUCGAUUUAGAAAAUAUUAUUGUUGUUGAUAAAAAUAUUUCUUUAGAAGGCAUACCAGAAGAAUGGCAUAAAUUACAAAAGAACAUGAUGCAUUUUGAUUGUUCUAAUUGUUUUGCAUUUUCCGCCGAAGAUAUUUGUAAUCAUCAUCUAAGCGAUCAUAAUUAUUAUGCAAUCUGUCAGCUAUUGUUAGAUUCAACAAAUGAAAAUUUAUUUCCUGGUGGAUUUCUUCAUGAUGUACCUAUUAAUAUUCAACGGCAGUAUCCAAAUAUUGAAUAUUUGUUGCAACAAUGUGCCAUUCCUAAUUCUACCAAUUCUAGGAUAUUUUUCGGUCAGCGACUUAAGACAUCAUUGGAUACAAUUUUAGAAUUGUCUUAAUAUGAAUAUAAUGAAAUAAAAGCUUAAAGAAUCACAUUGCACAUGUGAAAUAAUGCAAAUUUAUGGUUCUUUUUUUAUAUUUAAAGAAUAUUUUACAAUUUUUUUAUAUUAAUAAUUUUCAAUGAUCAAAAAAUAGUCUCUUAUCAUAAUAAAUAGUUUCUUAAUAAUAAGAAAUAAAAUUACAAAUAAAAUGAUCAUGAUUAAGCUUAUAAAAAAGCUAAAUUUUAUAUUAUUUUUUAUUAUUUCAAUAUUUCUAUAUUUAUAAGAAUUAAUGAUAAUUGACAUAUUCAAAUAUAUUUGCGUAUAUAAAUUUUAAUAAAUAUAGUAAAAAUGUUUGUACAUAUGUAAUACUAUACACAUAGUACCAAUAAAAAAUAUAUUUUAUAGUACAUAACACGAUUUUGCAUACUUUGUUUAAUUUAUCUAAUAGAUGCUAUUGUAAUUGUUUUGUUGUUGUUUUACAGUCUUGUUUCAUCAACUUCAGAUAGUUAAUAUUUAAUAAUGUCAAAUAAUUAAUAAUUAAAACUAGAUUGGCUGAGCUUACUGAUCAAUGUAAAUAAUCAAUACUUGGAAAAUGUAAAUAAUAUAAAAAUUAUUCUAUACAAAUGAAUUGUGCGUCCAUGGCAGUUGAAAAAGCUGAAUUAGAAAGUUUGAAUCUGCAAAUAUUUAAGAAUUGAUUAUAUUUUAUCAUGUAUGUAAUUAUGAGUUAUUACUUUCUAUAAAAGACUUGAGUGAAAAAAAUUAUAAUUACCGUCGGCGUCUUUUAUUUUUUUCUAAUAGCAG
Molecule: messenger RNA, 2041 nt
Organism: Cataglyphis hispanica
Lineage: Eukaryota; Metazoa; Arthropoda; Insecta; Hymenoptera; Formicidae
Product: divergent protein kinase domain 2A-like
Exons: 4
Coding region: 8-1258 (416 amino acids)
Source: RefSeq, a predicted model, not a curated record